AUGCAAAUGCCUAGUGCUUUAGUUCAAAGCGAAGGAAUGGAUACAUUCACGGGGAGAAAUUCUCCGUUGACGAAGCUUAUGACAGGGGAGUUUUGCACAACGUUAUACGACUACGAUGCAGUAGACGACGAUGAACUAACCUUCAAAGUGAGCGAUCGCAUUGAGAUUUUAUCUCGAGAUCCCGAAGUAAGCGGAGACGACGGAUGGUGGGUCGGUCGUGUUGAGGGGCAAUCACGAAUCGGCUUGUUUCCUUCCAACUACAUUACGACUGAUACGAAAAGGACCAGUUUGACCGAACCUCUCGAAAUCGAUUUCAACGAGCUCGACCUGGUAGAUGUGAUCGGCGUCGGUGCAUUUGGAAAAGUUUAUUGUGCUCGAUGGAGAGAGGAGGAAGUUGCUGUAAAAGUCGCUCGCACUGAGACCUACCAGGACUACAGCGAGAUUGUGGACGCCGUCACCAAAGAAGCCAAGUUAUUUUCCAUUUUUCGGCAUCGUAAUAUUGUUGGUUUAUACGGUGUUUGUUUGAAAGAACCGAACUUUUGUCUGGUUCUAGAAUAUGCCCGAGGUGGUGCUCUCUCUCGCGUUUUAAACACUCACGGUAGAACUAUUCCUCCGAAUGUUUUGCUAGACUGGGCCUUGCAGAUAGCUCGUGGUAUGUAUUACCUUCAUAAUGAAGCUCCGCUGAGUAUCAUUCACAGGGAUCUCAAGUCUGGAAACAGUGAGUAAUUACAUUUCGUGUUCCUUUUCCUAUUUGAAGCGAGAAAACGGAGGUGUUCCACGCAUUGACCCCUAAUUCUGCCGCCAACUUGUAAUACAUCACCAUUGUUUUCCUUCGUUUGAACAUUGUCAGUUGUUAUUGUGAAUUUUUCAUGCUCAUUACGUUUUAAUGAUGAAGACAGUGAGAAACUUUGGAAAAUUGUUUUGCACGAAGUUCAUGAUAUUAAGGAAAAUGUAGAAAAGCGGCCAAACGGUGUUUUAUUUUCUUUCCGCAGUCAGUAAUUCAUACCAUUGCCUUCUUGAGUGGCUUUUGUUGCGAAUAUUUCAGUUCUAAGCUUUUGUUUUUCACGUUCGAAACAAAAAUUUAAAACAAUACUGGACAUGAUUAGGUGAUAUUGUUUUUAGUUCCAGUGAGAUAUAUUUUCCCGCAGCAUAAAAAGGUAAUUUAUACGAGGGAACUGAGUGUGUGUUGGGCUUUCCCAGACAGGAAGUGAAAAAAUUUUUACCUUCUCAUCGGAGAUUAAGACGAAAAUCGUCUUGCUUGUUGAAGAAAUUUCAGUCAAGUCUCAAAAAGACCCUCAGUAUUUAAUUUGCACGCAAACUGGUUUUUAUAUUUCAUCUGUCUUCGAUUGUAAUAGAAUUUUACUAAUUUUGAGAUCGACAUGCCUUUAUCAGAUAGCCGCUUGUAGGAAAUCAUUUUAGUCUCGUCCCUAUCUUUGCAUCUAUGUAAAUUGAAGUACCACAACAUUUAAAUACAGUGCUGUCGUUUGUUACUCUUCAAAUAGCCUUUGAUUAAUCGUUCGAUUUGCGUGUUAAAAACUUCGUCACCGCAUAGUCGGAUGCCUUCUCAUUUUUUAUAGUGUAACCUCAUUUUUCUUGUGAAAGAGCCGUUACUGAAUUUCUACAAAAUGAAAAAGUUAUUUGUACAUAAAUGAAUCAAGACAAGAAUUUAUGACACAAAGAAUAACAUUCAUCAGUAUUGCAUUUAUAAGAAAUUGUUUGCAUCAAAAACGACAUUUACCUUUAUUCCAUUUUCCUGUUGUGUAUUCCACAUUCAUUUUGUUGCAAGGUUAUUCAACAAUAACAGUGAAUUUUAAAAUGACAUAGCAUUUUUGUGUGUGCUCUGGUUUAUGAAAAAAACAAUUAAAAUAAUUCUGAUUGUGCUACAUUUAUUUUGCACCUAUUAGUUGUACAGAAAUAACAUUCUUAUCAUCUGAGAUGAAACUCCUUUCUCCAUUUAACUAAGCAUCGUUAUCAGUGUCACCAUUUACUGUAAUUUUACUCAUGCGUAAACUUUGAGAUCAAAACCCAGUAAGGUUUCUUUUGAACCUAUAAUUCCAUCUAAUAACAUCAUAAAUAUUUCCGGUGAUUUGAUACAAAUAAAUCAGUUUUCAAUGGACAUCUUUUUCUAGUAAAUUUCAGUUUUGAAGAUGGUGAAGAAGUGAAAGCAUUGGCAAAUGAAACAAAAUCUAAUAUUUAUGCCAUGAAAACUUUUCAAGCUUUGUUAGGGUUGAAUUAGAUACCAUAUUACUGUUAUGUGGGUCCUACAUAGUGCAGAACCUGUCUUGUGUCAAUCAGACCUUGACCUUGCUUAAGUUUGUUAUGAAGAGUUCCAUUUUCUACCAGUUUUGCUCCUCAGAAUGAGUUUCUCAAGGUUUGCCAGAAAUAAAAUUACACUUUGGUUGUGUAUUAUUAGAUUACAGAUUUGAUAGUAUGAAUGUGCUUGCUGUAUGCUGACGUUGUUUAGUGUUUGUUUAAAAAAAUUGGCAGUUAACAAAGUUUGGUUAAAUACAAUUGAACUUACCUUAAACAUAUAACUCCCACUCAUUUUAUUUGUUAAAUUUUUUAUUCUUUUUUUUCCAGUUUUACUCUUAAAUAAAAUUGAGGAUGGAAAUUUUGAGAAUGUACUGAAAAUAACUGACUUUGGGUUGGCUCGAGAGAUAAUGAACACAACACGAAUGAGUGCUGCAGGAACAUAUGCAUGGAUGGCUCCAGAGGUGAUUAGAACCAACACUUUCUCGAAAGCAAGUGAUGUUUGGAGGUGGGUUUAAAUUCUACUGAGUAGUAUUUAAUAGUGAUUUUCAAAUUGAACAAACACAUGUGGAAAUGUUCCUUGCAAAAUUUUAAACAAAUUUUUCAGGGUUUCAAUAUUUAUCUCACAGUGAAAGGUAAAGUCUCUCUGUUUGACUCAAUCUUCCAUUUAAAAUUUUUUACUGAUAACUGUACACUGAGCUUGUGGAUUGUGCUGUAGGAACAGAUCUCCAAUCUCAAUAUUGAGUGAAAUUGUCAAUAAGAAUCAGAAAAAUAAGUUCUCUUGCCAGGGAAUGAAAAGGCAACUGGCAAUUCCUUACUAGGUUCAUGCAACACUACAAGGCUCAGUACUCAGGCAAUUAAGGAGAAGUAGGCAAAUUUUUUAAAAAAUAAAACAAUAGAGCAUGAAUAAUAUUUCAUGUAAUUUUUAUUUUACUCUUUAAUCACUAAGAGUGACAAGGUUCUAAUUUCUCCUUACAAUAUCAUCCCUGAAUAAAAGGUUUAAGUCACGAGAAUAAAGGAAAUGAUCACCAACUAAAGAAGCUCUUGAUUGUUAAACAAAUUCUCCUCGCCAGUACCUCAGGAAAUGUAUAGAGAGCAGUAUGGAGAAUAUGCAUAUUGAUGUCAGGGUGUAAAGGACAGAAUUUCUCCUCAGAAUAUCAAUACAAUAUCAAGCAGAAAAGUGAUGAGAAUAAAGAAAAAUAUCAGUUAUGAGAUUACUAAUUGAUUCAAUUCCAAAUUAUCCAAAGUAACUUAAUGAGAAUCAUUUGAGAAUUACUAAUGAGAUCUAGGGAGUUAAAGGGUUAAGGUUAACUCUGUUUUUAGCUCUUAGAAAAAAGGGGCAUUUCUGGUGACUAAUUUAGGAAUUAAGCAGCAAAUUUUAUUGACAAAAUGGUUGUAAUUUGGAAUUGUGAAGCAGGGAAAUUUUGGUGAUGACCAUAUUUAAGAUACAUGUACCUUAUUGUUGCAGUUUGUUCUUCCCCCCCCCUCCCCUCCCCUGACUGUCUCAUUAAGGUGUAUGGAACUAAUUUAUAUCCUUUAAUGGUUCAGUUUUGGUGUAGUUUUGUGGGAGCUUCUGACAGGACAAGUUCCCUACAGAGACGUGGAAGCACUUGCUGUUGCUUAUGGUGUUGCAAUGAACAGUUUAACUUUACCAAUACCCAGCACUUGUCCUGAUGUUUUGAAAGAAUUAAUGAAAGGUUAGACUGGUAUACAUGUACAUAAUAGUUACUGUUUUCAGCCAACUCCCUAGAACAUACACCUUUACAUGAAUGACCAGCCCAAGGGAUCUGUCUGAGAGAGGCAUUUGCCAUCAAAUGGCAGGAGUGGACUACAAGUAUCCAUGGUUAGGUGUCAUUUGAGAGAAAACUGACUGUAAUGCAGAAUUAUGAUUGAGGGUUUUCAGCAACUUGUGCCAGAAAAAUGCAAGAGACAUACAUGUUACAUGUAAUGGCUGAGUGGUUAGUGCAUUGGGUGGGUUAAUUUUUUUGGUGUACUUGGCCAAGAUAGGUUGCCCUCUUAGCACCUCUCUCCAACUAGGAUGGAUCAUAUUACUGGAAAAUUUCAACCUGGAAUGGACUUCUAUCCCAUCCAGGAGGAGUAGCUUCUUCAAAGUCACUUGUUCCUUUGGAAAUUUGCUGCUUUACUGGCUAUCUUAGCCCUUUAAUUCCUUGGAGUGACUAAGACAGAAUUUAACUUUACAAUAUCAAAACAGUAUCAAGCAAACAAGUGAUAGGAAUAAAGAAAAAUAUCAAUAAGGGAAUUCUUAAUUGAUCCAAUACCAAAUUUGCAAAACUAUAGCAUUGUAAGAAUUGUAUGGUAGAUAGUAAAGAGAAUUAGUAGUCAGAUCUUGAGUUUGAAAAGGUUAGUUUGUCUUUUGUAAUCUUUUUCUUACCCUUACUGGAAAAUUCAUAUAGAGAACUAAGGAAUCAAGGCUAAAUGUAAUUUUCUUUUGUUUAGAAUGCUGGAAUCAAGAUCCCCAUAAACGACCUUCAUUUCAGGGAAUUCUAGAAGAUCUGGAAGAAAUUUCAGAUUCUUCCUUUGUGCAAGAUGAUCCUGACUCAUUCCGCACACUACAGGAUGGCUGGCAGACAGAGAUUGAUCAGAUAUUUGAUGAAUUAAGGAAGAAAGAAAAGGUAUGAUGGUGUGCCUUAUGUUGAUAUCCAUAUAUAAUGAAAAUCAGCCUUAAUUCUGUGGUGCAGUUUAACGCUGCAAAGUCAGUUAUUCAAAAGUAUAACUUUCUUCUUACAGGAACUUUCCUCCAGAGAGGAUGAACUGCGGCAAAUACAGAUGGCACAAGAGGUACAUGCUGAGAGUUUGAAAAAGAGAGAAGAAGAACUUGCGCAAAGAGAGAUGAUGCUUCUUGGAAAAGAGAUUAACAUGCUAAUACAGGUGAGUGAAUGAUCUAACCUUAAUAAAGCAAUUCUUCUGUCACCUCUCAUUAACAUUAAAACACAUGGUUAUUUGUAAAAUGACUCACUACUUACUGGUACUUGCUUUAAGUUUGUGUCAUCCAGUAUGUAGUCAUCAAUUUAGCAAUGAUAAACUUAUUUCUUUUUGUUGUGAUUAAUAUACAGCAACAGAAGCAACUCAAACCAUCUCCAAAGAAGAGGAAAGGUCACUUCUUUAAACUGAGGUUUGGAAGUGGAAGAAAAAUUAGUGCACCAACAGGUUUGAAAAUGUUUUACCUUUUUUUUUAAUUUUGUUUGCACCAAUUGAAUACUUACAGCUCACUACCUGAACAGUGUCUAUAGAGUCACAAUAUCUAGUGCAAGAAAGUCACUUGCUUUCCAUGGAAAUUAAGUAUAAGAAGCACUUGUAACCAGGAAUAAUUCUAUUUUUCAACAUGGUACGUGUGUGCGGUUUAUUGGCAAGACUUUCUUGUUGCCAUUUUCAACGUUACAUGUAGUUCUGAACAAAAGUAGUUUUGGGUUCCUGAUUUGAAAACAAUCCCCGAAAAGAAAGAGCUAAGAAUUGUGUUUCUUUUCCUUUUAAGGGUUCCAGCAUAGGUUUACCAUCACGUCUGAUAUCUUUGACUCAAACCCAGCAUUAACAGAAGGCAUCAACACCACAGGGCCACCAUCCCCUGCAGUACAUCAGAGAUUCAGACUGCUGUCCUGUAAGACAACUUUGUUUUCGAGUUGUUUACUCUUUUUUGUUUCGCUUUGUGUUUGUUGGCAUUUUGUUAUUUUUUCAUUGUAUUUAAUGAAAAACUCGGUGGUUACAAGUAGUGUAUAGCUACAUGAACAAUGUAUUGCACACAACUUAAAUGUUAUUAUUCGUUAUUGUUCAGUUGAUGAUCCUGGCGAGGUCCCCGUCAGUCCCCCGGACAAAAACAAAAAGAUCCGCACGUGGGGACCCAGCUCAGUACAUCAGCGAGACCGAGACAAGAGUAGGCGUGUAAAAGCCAGGGAUAGCUUUAUGACAGAAAGGUGUAACUCAGUUCCUAACUUAGGAUCAGUGAUAAACCAAAAUAUUGGUAAGGAAGUUCAACUAUGUUGCGUACGAUACCACUAUUUUUGCCUUGUGAAUAACAACUUCCCUUGAUUUUGCCACGUUUCGUUUUCUAUCUGAUGACGAAAAUCGACAAUUUUGUUUUGAAUUUUCCAAAAAAUUCUGUUUUUUUUUCAUACAACGUGUCGUGUUCGUUCCAAGAGUCCUUUUCUCACUUGAGAUGGAAUUCACCUUUGAAAUCGCUCACUUUUUUCCAAUUUUAAGAUAUUUUCGAGAAAAAAUUUAGUUCGCACGUUAUUUUCUUUAAGGCUGAAAUUGAGGCAGUAUAUGCUCAGUUCUUUGGCGCUUGCGCAAACAUUGUUCUAAUUCUUUCUCUUGCUUUAUUUCACGUUGUUGCGUAUUGAAAUUGAAAUACAGAUUGCGUGACGAUUCAGUUAUCGUUACGCUUAAAAGAACUUUUGACACAUACAUGAUGAGCAUACACGAUUUUCUUUUGAUUUGACAUAAAGAGAUGCCAAAGCUAGUGACUUAAACGAUCUUGUCGUAAGUUCUCCAACUUAACUAUGUUUUCUUUCUUUUUAUGAGACAGGUGUCAACGGUAAGUACGUAACAGCAGAUAACAGCCCUAUGUCCACUCUCAAAUCUUCACAGAAAACCAAAUCUAAGCAUCGUUGCGAGGUAGCUGUUUGCUGUGUUGGUAUAAUGGCGUCCGCAGUAGCUUUAGGAACUGAUUUAAGACAGGGUGCGAAAGAUCUUCGUCCCGAAUUGCUAAGAUUAAAUUCGAAAUCGGACAAGCACAAGUCACCGAAUUCCCGGCGACGGCACGAAGUCGGAAAUUCCAAUCGUCGAUCGUGGUUUGGUUCAACCUCGACCGAAGACACCUCGGUUAAUUCAAACUCGAGCACGCCCGUUUCUAGUCCACAGAAUGUGGAAUUCACUGCACCAGUCGACAUGAUGCGAGGUCAAAACAAAAGGCCUCUGUCCACUCCUGUUCUACUAAAGGCGACUUUUUUUAGCGAUAGUCAACCUCCCUUAACUUACACAGAGCCGAACUCUCUCCGAGGUCGGUCUUCUUCAACUUCGUUCUCAGUCACGGUGUGUCCCGAACAGGGCGACAAAGAACUUAUCGACUUAGCGACGGAAAGACGAGACCGAAGGUCCAAGUCGAUGGAUUCGAGUGAACUCAACAGAAUUAACAUUUCGAAUGAUAGUAUUUCCAGUUUUGCGGAUGACUCUUCGACCAAUACAGUGGUGAACUGCAAACGAUAUUCACAGGAGCUGCAAGACAUUUUUAAAAUUCCUCCCCCUCCCUUCUCUCCCAGGGGAGCAAGUUCACCUCGCCUGGAUUGCAACUCCACGGACUUUACCCCCAACGCGAAGUUUUGUUUCCCAACUGGGGAGGCUGUGGGCGCCGCUAGGCCUCGCCCCAGGCCGUGGCAGGACAGUCUAAGUCCAUCACCUUCGUCUUCGGAUCAAAGUCCGACGAGCGAACAAGACAAGUUGACGCUAUUGGACAUGCAUAUGGAGGGGGAGUCACAUGACACGACCCAGCCCCUACUGAAGUCGGAAACGGUGAUCAGGGUGCCAACUUCUGAAGAACUCUUUAAGGAGUUUGGCCAGAGAUAAUGUGUAAAACGUAGUUUUAUUGUAGGUAACAGAAACUCCCUCUAAUGUUGCAUUACGUCCUCCUUAAUAGUGAUGUGCUCGGCAUGUCCACGUAAAUCAGAUUUUCGCGUUUUACUCCGUAGAACUUUAUCAUCUUCCCCCACCCUAAAAAAAUUUCACGCUAUGAAAUUUCCACCGAAAAUAGGACUUGGUUGUUGCAUGCUUCAGGUACAAAACUAUGAAUAUCUAUUGAGUAAAAUGUUACUUUUUUUUGAGCUUCGAAAAUGAAGAAGACGAGAAAAGUAAAAUAUUCGAGAGCAAAAUAGAAAAACAAUUUAUUUUGUUCUGAUUGGAAAUUUGGCUGUUCAAACAUAUUUUAUCUUUUUAAACCGUCCCUGUACUGUGUAAAAAUAUGCGAACAGUGAACAAAUUUCGAGAGAUUGCUUGGAGUUAGAAAUUCUUUUUCGUUUUCGAGGUUUUCCAUGAUAUUUACCUCGGCGGGACUACAAAGCUCGCCUACUUUUUCAGGAUAGAGCUGUACUUGUGAAUAUUUUUCCGUAUUGGCGAUACCUGUGAUUUUUGUUUUAGAUUUUUCCAUCUCUUUUUUGGGAAUUGUGUUAAUAUGGUUCAAAUAAAUAGAUCGCUGGCGAAUAUGAGUAAAACGCUCUACGUUCAUUAGACCUUUUUUUUUUCUUUCUGAUCAAAGGGGCGUUCGUUGUUAAAACGAUAAGGUCACCGUUUUCGAGGAAAAAUUUUUUUUCACGUCAAUAGAAAAGAAAAGAUUGGCACUAUUAUUUUUAUUUUUUUUUAUAGAAACUUGAUACAACGCGAGGGGUACGAAAUGAAGAGAUGUUUCUUAGUUCUACAAGGUUAAGUCCGAGGGUAUGUCUUGGCUUUUUCAUCAAGUCCAUCAGGCUGGAGUUCUUAUCAGACACUCCUGUAAAGUGAUAUUUUCGCUAUUUUUUAGCGACAACAAAAUAUUUCUAAUUUGGCGUUAAACUUACGCCUAAGACCAUCAGCAUAUGGGGAUACAAGAACUUCAUUCUCCACUAACUUACCCUUGGAAUCAACUUUAGGAAGCUAUCUAACCAAUUUCCAUAGAAUGGACACAAAAAAUUGCCUUUUGAAUCAGAGAAAACCGUCUAAUAGGAACAUUUUUGGACGGAAAAAUAAAAGAAAAGCAAGAAUAUUUGAUUUUUGUAUAAAUUUACUGGCGCUCUGUUACAAAUGCUGAAAGAUCAUUGGCUAUGCUUCUCACUAUCUAUUCCGUGAUGUACAGUGCGUAAAAUGACAAGCCAAACAGUAUGCAGUGAUGAACAUGAAAGUGGAUGAAAAACAUGAACCUGUCUUCUUGUCAAGUUUGAACGUCCAGUAGAUUUGUACUAAAACAAUUCGAUUAUUCGCCCUCGAUUUAUGUACGUGAUAAUUGUUAGGGGGCGUCAUUUCAUCCUUGAAAUCUAUUAUUACUAACUACGGCACAACAUUCAUUGUUGAUAGUAUCAUUGCUACUGGGUCCUUUUGAUACUUGCUUAGAGAUCUCUAUUCUAUAAGAUUUGUAACGCUUUACGGAUUUGAACUCUAGUGGCGAGCCUUUUUUUACAGAUCUUAUUUUAUAUGCGUAAGAAAAUGUCGUCGUUGAAUUCCCUUUCCGCACAAAUUGUUUUGCAACUCGCAAAUCAUCAAAUUCGCACUUCUCCAGAUGUGAGAUUGUCAUGAAUCAAUCGAAUUUUAUUGUACAAAAGUCGCCAAGUCUCUGAAGUAAAAUGUAUUCCAAAUCAUGUUCAAGCCCUUUACCCUCUGUGGUAAAGUUGUCCAUUCCGUCUCGAUAAACAGAACGACUAAUCAUUUAUUAAAGAAAUAGAGAAGACUUCAGGUUUCCGUCAACUUUUUUAAAGGG
This is a messenger RNA of Pocillopora meandrina, 9703 nucleotides long. NCBI's taxonomy places the organism in Eukaryota, Metazoa, Cnidaria, Anthozoa, Scleractinia, Pocilloporidae. The record is from the annotation of a GenBank genome assembly.